Lepus europaeus (European hare) is the source of this 1269-nucleotide messenger RNA. RefSeq names its product forkhead box I3 (gene FOXI3). The transcript has 2 exons. Lineage: Eukaryota; Metazoa; Chordata; Mammalia; Lagomorpha; Leporidae. Gene Ontology annotation, molecular function: RNA polymerase II cis-regulatory region sequence-specific DNA binding; DNA-binding transcription factor activity, RNA polymerase II-specific. The record is from RefSeq and is a predicted model, not a curated record. The coding region runs from base 1 to 1269 and encodes 422 amino acids. Gene Ontology annotation, biological process: regulation of transcription by RNA polymerase II; cell differentiation; anatomical structure morphogenesis.
AUGGCCCUCUACUGCGGGGACAACUUCGGCGUGUACUCGCAGCCCAGCCUGCCCUCGGCCGCCGCCGCCGCCACCGCCGUCCCGGGCGCGCCCCCGGCCGCCAGGACGCCCUACGGGCUGGCCGACUACACCGCGCCGCCGGCCGCCGCCGCCAACCCCUACCUGUGGCUCAACGGCCCGGGUGUGGGCGGCUCGCCCUCCGCCACGGCCGCCGCGUACCUGGGCGCCCCGCCGCCUCCACCACCGCCACCGCCCCCCGGGGCCGCGGCCGGGCCCUUCCUGCAGUCGGCGGCCGCCACCGGCUCCUUCGGCUGCGCGCAGCGGCCUUUCGCGCAGCCGGCGCCCGCCGCGCCCGCCUCUCCCGCGGGGCCCGCCGCCCCGGCAGAUCUGGGCUGGCUGACCGGGGCCAGCCGCGAGGACUUGAUGAAGAUGGUGCGACCUCCCUACUCGUACUCGGCGCUGAUCGCCAUGGCCAUCCAGAGCGCGCCCGAGCGCAAGCUCACGCUCAGCCACAUCUACCAGUUCGUAGCCGACAGCUUCCCCUUCUACCAGCGCAGCAAGGCCGGCUGGCAGAACUCCAUCCGCCACAACCUGUCGCUCAACGACUGCUUCAAGAAGGUGCCCCGCGACGAGGACGACCCAGGGAAAGGUAAUUACUGGACUCUGGACCCAAACUGUGAGAAAAUGUUCGACAAUGGCAACUUCCGCCGGAAGCGGAAGCGCCGCUCUGAAGCCAGCAACGCCUCCACCGUGGGCGUGGGCGCAGGGACAGCAAAAUCCGAAGAGGGGCUCUCCUCCGGAUCCGGGGCCGGCGUGGGCGGGAAGCCCGAGGGGGACAGCCCCUCUCUGCUGAGGCCGUCCCAGUCCCCGGAGCCUCCCGAGGGCACCAAGAGUACUGCCUCGUCUCCCGGGGCGGCCGUGCUCACCUCCACGCCAUGCCUCAACACCUUCUUCAGCAGCCUCAGCUCCCUGAGCGUGGGCAGCAGCGGGAGCACGCCGCGCGCCGUGCCGGGCGGCCGCCACCUGGGCCUGCAGGGCGCCCCGCUGGCCCCCGGCGGCCCCUUCCCCCCCACCUCCAUCUCCGAGGCCUCGCCCGAUGCUUUGCAGCUGAGCGGCGGCGGCGGCGGCAGCAGCGGCCAGCGGCCCUCCUACUACAGCCCCUUCCCUGGCGGCAGCGGCGGCGGCCAGGGCAGCCCGUUCAGCAGUCCCUUCUACAACUUCAGCAUGGUCAACAGCCUCAUCUACCCGCGCGAGGGCUCCGAGGUGUAG